Messenger RNA from Ostrinia furnacalis (Asian corn borer), 641 nucleotides. RefSeq names its product 60S ribosome subunit biogenesis protein NIP7 homolog. Gene Ontology annotation, biological process: ribosome assembly. Gene Ontology annotation, cellular component: nucleus. The transcript has 3 exons. The record is from RefSeq and is a predicted model, not a curated record. Gene Ontology annotation, molecular function: RNA binding. The coding region runs from base 74 to 616 and encodes 180 amino acids. Lineage: Eukaryota; Metazoa; Arthropoda; Insecta; Lepidoptera; Crambidae.
UCAAUACUGUCACUUUCUCGUUCCGCGGUGGUUUGCACGUGUUGUUAUUACCAAAAUAAUUAUUUAAAUCAAAAUGAAAGUCCUUUCAGAGGAUAGAACUCGGAUAUUAUUCGAGAAACUUACUAAAUACAUUGGAAUGAAUGUGAAGCUGCUAAUAGACAGACCGGACGGUACUUACUGCUUUAGAGAGAAGAAAGACCGAGUUUAUUAUAUUUCAGAGCGACUUUUACAGUUGGCCCAAACCGUGAAACCGGAUCACUUAAUAUCGGCGGGGACGUGUUUUGGCAAGUUUACCAAAACAAACAAGUUCAGGUUGCACAUAACAGCGCUGACAUAUAUUGCUCCGUACGCUCAUUACAAGAUUUGGGUGAAGCCGUCAAUGGAACAGCAGUUUUUGUAUGGUCACCAUGUUAUCAAGAGUGGUCUCGGCAGAAUAACAGAAAACACCCCGAAACACCAGGGUGUAGUUAUUUUCACGAUGUCAGACGUCCCCAUUGGCUUUGGAGUUGCAGCUCGUUCAACGACAGAGUGCCGGCAUGCUGACCCCCUAGCAACGAUAGCCUUCCACCAGGCGGAUAUCGGAGAAUAUAUUCGAUCAGAAGACACCCUUACGUAGCAAUAAUAAAGUUUUUUUAGUUCUA